UGGAAGAGGACUCUGAGUAGCACAUGAGAUCACAGCCUUGGCCAAAAUUUUGAUUUCAGCCUGGUAGGAUGCUGAAGAGAGGACCCAGACAACCUUGUGCAGAUUCCUGACCCACAGAAACUGUGAGCCUCAAACAUGUGGGUGUUUUCUUGGCUUUGCAUCAUUUUAAUUAUUUUGGCUAUUGCUGGUAUGGACACAAUAGCAAAGACCACCCCGUAUACCAGAUUUACGAAGAAAUCCGAGGGAAAAGAGAUGCCAAAGGGCCCGAAGCCAUCCAGUGGGAAACUUCCGGAAGAAGAACUGCCCUUCACAGAAGUGGCUGAAAUGGCAGAACCAAGCCCAGAGCCCUUUGGUGCUGCCACACUCUUCCCCGUUGAAAACCUCACUCUUGAUACGGCUGAUUUCUUCUUGAAUUGCUGUGAUUGUUGUUCAUCCAUACCAGGGCAGAAAGGAGAACAUGGAGAGACCGGAAAGCCAGGUCUUAAGGGAAAGGCAGGUGAUAUGGGGGUCCCAGGGCCACCAGGAGUUAUUGGACCCCAGGGUCCAAAAGGCCAGAAAGGAGAGAAAGGACUAAAAGGAGAACGUGGGGACCAAGGAGCAAGUGGAGUUCCAGGAUACCCAGGAAAACCUGGAGAACCAGGUGGACUUGGUCCCAAGGGGGAGAGAGGAGGCAUUGGACUGGAGGGAGUGAAAGGACAAAAAGGCUCGAAGGGGGAUGCAUGUGCCAAUGGUACCAAAGGAGAUAAAGGGGACCGAGGGGCCGUGGGUGCACCAGGCUUGAACGGAGAGCCUGGGGCCAAGGGAGAGAAGGGGGAUAAGGGCUACUGUGGAGAUUCUGGGGAGAGGGGAGGGAAAGGAGAAAAAGGCGAAGAGGGCAGGAAAGGGGAAAAAGGUAGCAAAGGAGAUACUGGAACGGAGGGCAAAAGCGGCCCGCAUGGCCCCCCUGGGGCCCGAGGUGAUCCCGGGGUUAAAGGAGAAAAGGGAGAGUUAGGCCCCCACGGUCUUGUGGGACCUAUGGGGCCAAAGGGCGAGCUUGGGAGCAAAGGGGCCCGAGGGUCGAUUGGGAAGAAGGGCUCUCGGGGCCUCAAGGGCUCCAAGGGGGAGAUGGCCAGAGCCCCACGGUCGGCUUUCAGUGCCACUUUAUCCAAGCCUUUCCCUCCUCCCAACGCCCCUAUCAGAUUUGACAAGAUUCUCUAUAACGAGCAAGGGAAUUAUAGCCCUGUCACCGGGAAGUUUAACUGCAGUAUUCCUGGGGCAUAUGUGUUUUCCUAUCACGUCACCGUGAGGGGUCGCCCGGCUCGAAUCAGCCUGGUGGCCUGGAAUACGAAGCAGUUCAGGUCCAGAGAAACACUCUACGGUCAUGAAAUAGACCAGGCCUCUCUCCUCAUCAUCCUGAAAUUAAGAGCAGGGGACCAAGUCUGGCUGGAAGUUUCCAAAGAUUGGAAUGGGGUGUAUGUCAGCGCUGAGGAUGAUAGCAUUUUUACCGGAUUCCUUUUGUACCCAGAGGAAAAUCCUGGAGUUUCACCGUAAACGUGUGUCUUCAGCACUGUAAUUUGGGUUUAGUGGAGUAAGCCAGGUGACAGCGUAGCGCUAUUGAAAAAAAAUAAUUUUCACUAUUUUUUUUCAUAUAAGAAUAGAACAG
Vicugna pacos (alpaca) is the source of this 1642-nucleotide messenger RNA. The record is from RefSeq and is a predicted model, not a curated record. Lineage: Eukaryota; Metazoa; Chordata; Mammalia; Artiodactyla; Camelidae.